Molecule: messenger RNA, 1169 nt
Organism: Ceratina calcarata
Lineage: Eukaryota; Metazoa; Arthropoda; Insecta; Hymenoptera; Apidae
Product: octopamine receptor beta-1R-like
Exons: 1
Coding region: 411-1169 (252 amino acids)
Biological process (GO): adenylate cyclase-activating adrenergic receptor signaling pathway; positive regulation of MAPK cascade
Cellular component (GO): plasma membrane
Molecular function (GO): octopamine receptor activity
Source: RefSeq, a predicted model, not a curated record
UUCGUCAUAAAUAAGCUACAAUGUGUGCAUUAAAAUAAAAAAACUGAUAAUAUUUUUUUUAUCAAGAAAUAUGACACAAUUAGAACUUCCCUGCGUAAACUAUCUCUUUAUUUUAUUAUAAAUAAUGUUUGUAGAAGUUACGGACUGAAAUAAUAGCACCUAACACUCAGUACUUGGAAGCUUAAGCUGAAUCCGUGAAGAUCCUCUCUCUUAGCGAGAUCGAGAAUUACCAUAAGCCUUGAAGUCAACAAUUUAAACCAAGACACGAUGCUCCUCGAUAUUGGAUACCGUCGAUGUCCGUUCCUGGAGAACCUGCGGCCGGGAAGCUCGAGGAUCGUGUUUGGUGAACAGACUAUCACCCGUGAACGAUUUCCCGGCGUGUAACAUGCUCGCAGUCCGCGCGACCUGGCAUGGAAGUCAGUGAGCCAUCGGACGAGGACGUGGACCGAUCGAUAGGCAGGCUCUGCAGCACGACUUCCGGCAUCGAGCGCCUCUCCGAGUCGUUGAACGCGAGCGUCGGUGGCACCCUCGCGACCUCCGUCUCGACAGUCGACAGUUACCAAUCGGUGAACGUGAUCUGGACGGUGAUCAAAGGUGUGGUGAUAAUCGGUAUCAUCGUGACCGCUUUGAUAGGCAACGCGCUGGUGAUAGCCAGCGUCAGGCGGCACCGGAAGCUCCGCGUGCCGACGAAUCGAUACGUGGUCAGCCUCGCGGCCGCGGACUUCCUCGUGGCUGUGUGCGCUAUGUCCUUUAACGCGUCCGUCGAACUGUCCGGCCAGUGGAUGUUCGGCAGAGUCAUGUGCGACCUUUGGUGUUCGUUGGACGUUUACUUCUCCACGGCGUCGAUACUGCAUCUGUGCUGUAUCAGCGUGGACAGGUAUUAUGCCAUCGUCAGGCCGCUCGAGUAUCCUGUUAUUAUGAAACGGUUGACGGUGACUCUCAUGCUGGGCAGCGCCUGGCUGCUGCCGGCUUUGAUCAGCUUCAUUCCCAUCUUCAUGGGCUGGUACACUACCGACGAGCAUCUCGAGGAUCUCGUUAAAAAUCCUCAGGUAUCUUUCAAAGAGUUCAUUGUUGGGUGUAAUUCAACGCAUUUCCAUUCACACUGCUUUCUCCUUUUCGGCAUUCAUUACAUUAAUAGUCAUUCAAAUCGCAUUUACAUAAUAAAAUAA